Messenger RNA from Cavia porcellus (domestic guinea pig), 3099 nucleotides. RefSeq names its product RAB15, member RAS oncogene family (gene Rab15). Gene Ontology annotation, biological process: Rab protein signal transduction. The transcript is spliced from 7 exons. Lineage: Eukaryota; Metazoa; Chordata; Mammalia; Rodentia; Caviidae. The coding region runs from base 119 to 757 and encodes 212 amino acids. The record is from RefSeq and is a predicted model, not a curated record. Gene Ontology annotation, molecular function: GTPase activity; GTP binding.
GCCGCGCUCCCCGCGCUCCCCGCGCCCGCCCGGCGAGGCCCGCGCCCCGCUGCUCCCUCCGCGAUGGCCGCGGCUGAGCGGGGCUGAGCCACGCCGCCCGCAGCGCCCCGGGCCCGCCAUGGCGAAGCAGUACGACGUGCUGUUCCGGCUGCUGCUGAUCGGGGACUCCGGGGUGGGCAAGACCUGCCUGCUGUGCCGCUUCACCGACAACGAGUUCCACUCCUCGCACAUCUCCACCAUCGGUGUUGACUUUAAAAUGAAGACCAUAGAGGUAGAUGGCAUCAAAGUACGGAUACAGAUUUGGGACACAGCGGGCCAGGAGAGAUACCAGACCAUCACAAAGCAGUACUACCGACGGGCCCAGGGAAUAUUUUUAGUCUACGACAUCAGCAGUGAGCGUUCUUACCAACACAUCAUGAAGUGGGUCAGUGAUGUGGAUGAGUACGCACCAGAAGGCGUCCAGAAGAUCCUCAUAGGGAACAAAGCCGAUGAGGAGCAGAAACGGCAGGUGGGGAGAGAGCAAGGGCAGCAGCUGGCCAGGGAAUACGGCAUGGACUUCUAUGAAACAAGUGCCUGCACCAACGUCAACAUCAAAGAGUCGUUCACACGUCUGACGGAGCUGGUGCUGCAGGCCCACAGGAAGGAGCUGGAUGGUCUCCGCACGCGUGCCAGCAACGAACUGGCCUUGGCAGAGCUGGAGGAGGAGGAAGGCAAACCUGAAGGCUCUGUGAACUCUUCGAAAACCUGCUGGUGCUGAGGGACCUACGUGGGGCACCCCACACAAACCCCUUCCCUUGGGAGGCCUCUGGGGAGAUGAGAGCCUGGCUUGGCCCACCGCUCCCCUCUCCUUUGAUGACCUGUUGAAUCAGUAGCUGCUACGUGCCCCUGCCUGGCCGAGAGCAACUCUGCUGUCAUUUCCGAACAGCCUUGGUCCCUGGCCCCCCUACCCCGCAGUGCUUUCCUUCAGCCUGCUAUGACCCUCACACCCCAAGCUCCUUGGACGGUGGCUGAGACUGAGUGGGGCCGGUUAAAGGCGCCUGCUGUCUCAGUGCAUCUGGCCUCCUCCGCUUUCUCUCCUGCCCCUCUCCCCAUCGCCUUCCUCCAGUGCUCUGUAUUGAGGCCCUUCCUAUGCACUGCCUGUGUCUUGCUGUGCAGCUGCCGAAGCAACUCCUUCCUUCCAACCCCAAUCAAGGGAACAGACCCAGGCUCAUGGGGACUCAGCUCUUGGCCCAGGGAGGACCCCACCCUGCUCGGGUAGGCCAAGGCUGAGGGUGCUUCCUCCUCCUCCCCUGCCCACUGCCCCUUGCUGUGCCAUGCACCUGCCUCCCCGAGGACCUUGGAGGUAGGAAGGAAAUGCUGUGGGGGUCCUCAGGCCUACGGCUCUCCUGCCUUUGCCUGUUCCCCGAGCCUGGGCUCUGGCCCUGCUGAGCUGCCCCAUCUCUGGGGAACUGAGCUCAGAGGCUGCUUCAGAGGAGAGGAGAAAAUGAUGAGGGUGGCAGGGAUAAAACGUCACCUCCAUGCGCUACCUCUCACGCAGCACGUACACAACUUCUCUCCACCUGGGCUCCUGAAUGUCAGACAGGGCAAGGAGAGCCUUGGGGCCGGUGACAUGGUCAGGCCAACCUCACACUCUAGAAAGGGGAGGGCUUGAAAGUGAAUGCCUAACUCUUAGAUGCCAGAAUGAGAGAAAACAGUCCAGGGGCAGCCAGUCACAAAGUAGAGGGGACAGGCAGCAGCAGGGCCUCCCGGGCCCCUCUUCCUUGCUGCUAUAGGAACUUUUCCUCAGACCUCUGGCAGAAGUGAGAAUGGCGUAACCACAUCACUCUUUUACUGAACCCAGUCUUUGGCAACCAAGGCUUUCCUGGGCCCACACCGGUGGGGGAAGCAGCGGCUCCGCAGGAAGAGAGAAAGGCACCUGGUGCUGCCCUCGCCGCCUUCCAGACGAAGUGCUUAUUGGGCCCUCCUGCUCCUCUGCCGGCUUGAGGGUCUGUCAACUGCACUGUGGCUGCCAGGCAGGGCAGAGGACCCUUCCUCCUAACUUUAUGUUCAGGAAGGUUCUUUUACCCCUGUAGCCCAAGGGAGCUUGCAGGCCUCUGUCAGUUGUCGUGACAACUGUCAGCCCUGCUUGGGCUCCUGCUCCUUUCCAAGGUGGAGAAGCCCAGGGAAGAGGGUCAUUCCUCAGCUGCACCGCAUGGCUGGGGCUGGAGUCAAAAGGAGGAACCAGGCACUGAGCAUUCCCCAGCCAAGACCUGGAUCAGGAGCCACUUCCUUAUUCCUCCAAAGAAGGAAGUAAAGACACAAUCACAAUCCUCCCGGCUCUUACCAAACCUGGGAAGAGUCAGCGGGAGAGGGUGGCUCAGGGUUUAGUGGGAGGGAAAAAGAGAACAGGAAUAGAAUAGAAAUAAGUUACUGGCAAAUGAGAAUCUUAGAGCUGAUGCAUUAGGAUGAAGCCAUGACUGGCUUGGGCUGCUUCCGUGAGGGUUGGCUCAUGCAGCCCUGUGCUGGAGGGAGCAGGGAGGGGAUGGCAGGCCUCAGGCUGCCCUCAGCCAGGAGCCGAGGAAGGAGAAGUUACAUCAGGCACUGCUCCCACCUGGGGGCCAGUGUCUCCGCUUUCUCUGGAGAUCAGACAGCACCACUGUCUUUCUCCCCUAGCCCUCAGGAAAGAAGGAUUAUAUAUAUAUAUUUUUUGUACCCUAAUGGUCUGGGAGGGAAACCAUGGACCAGUGAGCCCUCACUGUGAGGGCCAUGGCUGGGAACAGGUAUGGAAGCAAAAGAGGGCUGGGAUUUUAGGGUGCAGCUGCACUCACCAGAACCAGUGUUGGCCUCUCACCCCUGCAUUCCAGUCCAGGAGCCGGCUGGGCUGUGUCAUUUGGCCGAGACUGCUGAGCAGGCUUUCCUGGCCUGUCUUGGUACCACCUCUGCCCCUGUGUCUUGAGACUCAGCCCAACUCCUGGAUACGACCUGCUCCUGAGCCCCACCAUCUUCCUGUGACAGGUGAACUUUGUGUACUGUGUCUCGGGUCCAUUAUAUGAAUCGUGAGCAGGGUUCAUCUAUUUUAAACACAGAUGUUUACAGAAUAAAGAAUACUUCAAACCACAA